AGGUAUGGCAGAAACUUUCAUUCAUAACAAAGCGGUACACAGUAGUCGCGAGUAGUCACGCUAGAGAUCGCUUCGUGAACAAACGCUGCGAUAGAUUCGCCAUGGCUUAUUUUAAACAAACUUAGAACCAUAAAGUAAAUAAAAUGUGGGUAGACGUGAGUGCGCGCGAAAAACAAAACUACAUUACACAAACGAAUGGAUCUUUUAUUCCGGGGUACACGGGCCACUGUCCUAUGUUAAAGUUCCGCUUCGGAAAAUGCUACGGAGACAACACAAGACAGAUACUGAAAGAAAUACGGUCUAAGGGACUGUUUAACAAACCACUAGAAUACCGGCCCCGUGAUAACUACGAGCUUGACAAUCUUCCUCGCUUCGAGACUCCUCAGCGGGAUGUGUACGACGGCAUCAGAAACAAACCCACAGCACACAUGACUGGAUACACGGGAUACGUUCCAGGAAUGAAUUUUAGUUACGGAAAAUCGUAUGGACGAACCGCAGACGACUGCAUGGCGAAUUUCACAGAUAGACAACGCGAAUUGAGACGUAAAGCUGACCUGAAUAGAAGUUACAUUCGAUCAAGAAGCGCACCCAAGAUGGAAACAGUACACUCCAGAGACGAAAUCCGACGAGACUUGAACAGAUUUAGAGAAAUCAACAAGUAUAAAGAAAACACAAUAUCACCAGAAUUUCCACCGAUAGCAGGCUACACAGGGCACAUACCACGAAUCAAAGGAUCUGAAGCUUCCCUCAGUCAACGGUACCAUUGCGCAGCAAAACGCGGCCUUGAACUCAUCAAAAUGGAGAGAGAAAAUCGUAAAGAGCUACAAAACGCCGACUCUAAUAUAAAAGCCAUAUUGAAAGAAAAUGGGAAAAAGUAUUCGUACUGGAAUUGGGGAUAGCAUACAGGCAGAAGGAUGUUUUUCACCAAGAGACGGUGAACAUUCUUCUAUAAAACGGAACGAUCAGUAUUUUUGAAGAACUAUAACAUAAAGAAUGGAGUCACAUUAGAUUUCUACGUCAAUCGUUCAUACCUUAGUCAUUGUCCAUAGGCCUAAUUAUAAUGAAUGCGUGAUUUGAGAAGAAUAUAUUUUACUAGAUGUAAAUGUUGGUUUAGCUGUCCUGUGUUGAGUGAGAAUUCCCGAGAAAAUGUGAUAUGUUUUAGAAUCAACAUUUUUAAGUCAUGGUCGACGGAAUAAUCCUUUUUCAACUGCAUUCCAUUUGGAGCACAAAUAGAGAAAUGCAUUCAAAGAGUAUUUGAGCAUACUCCGAAUUUGAUAAUGCAUAAAGUACAAACACUAAAAAUAGUUUUGUUAAGUCUUAUGUAUAUUUUUAAAAUAAACUACAUAGUAAUUGAGAA
Messenger RNA from Helicoverpa armigera (cotton bollworm), 1357 nucleotides. Its product is annotated as ciliary microtubule inner protein 2B. The transcript has 5 exons. Lineage: Eukaryota; Metazoa; Arthropoda; Insecta; Lepidoptera; Noctuidae. The record is from RefSeq and is a predicted model, not a curated record. The coding region runs from base 144 to 899 and encodes 251 amino acids.